AAAGAGCGAAUGAUGGCUUCAAAAGAAAAAGUUGUUCGGAUUUCCUAUCAAGAACUCGAACAUUUGGCAAGCAAUCAGCAUGCCAAAAAUCCGAAGGUCCACGGAAACGAACCUGAUGAGCCAACCCAGGAUCAAGGAAAAAAACAAAGAAAUAGACAGAAACGACCAGACAUUGCAAUUUACCAACCACGCAUGAGAUUUCAGAAAAAGGAACAAGAAGAAGAUAAUACCAAAAUUGGAAAUGAUAAUAUAAAGCAACAUGAAAAAGAGGCAUCUGAACAUGAGAUUAAGAAAAACACUGAUAAACAGACUGACAGACAAAGCUAUUCAGACAGAGAGGGUUAUUUUUCUAAAGACUCUGAUAGUUCUACAUCUAAACAAAGCAGAGGCACAAAAACACAAGAUGGUGUGUCAAGAUCAACCAGUGACUCAGCAAGGGCAGGUAAAAGGGAUGAAGGUACACAUAAUGAAUCAAACGACACCACCUCAGUCUCAAAUAUCAAGAAAAAACAAAAGAGACCUCCUUUGCAAGUAUAUGUGCCCAAACCAAAAUUAAUUGCAGGAGAGAAAAAUUUGGAUGAACAAACGAACUCCACCGGAUUAGAAGAAACCCCAAUGGACAAAAAUCAAUCACCAAAAGAAUCUUUUCAAACUUUGGUAUUUGAAAAUUCUUCUUUUAAGAAAAACACAUCAAGAAAAGAAAAUUUUGACAAAAAGACACUGCACCAGCCACACAAAUCAAAAGAUGACAAUGAGAAUGUUUUUAGAUCUGGAAGUGACUCUGAAGAAGCUUCAGUUGAAAGGAAGGUGGACACUUCUGGGAUUAACCUCACUAUAACAGUUGCCAACGUGGCCUCACCAGAAUCACCAUCAAAAAAUAGACGCUAUUCUGCAAACAAACGAAGACCCAGGGCUACAAGCAAUAACAGUGAUAUUAGUUCAGUAGACAGGGACAGUUUUGAAGAUCCAUUAUCCAGCAGCAAGGAAUGGGAUAGUGAAAUAGAGAGAGAGAUUGGGAGAAUGAAGGUCACAGUCGAGGAUAAUGAUACAGAAGUGUAUCUGAGUAAUUCCCAGACAGAGAGAGAAAUGGUAAAGCUGAAAGAGGACUUAAAGCACAAAAGAGAUAACAGAGAAAGGAAGAAAAAUAAGCCUGAUAGAAGGGAACAUUCUCAUCACCAUGAACAAUCUGAAAAUGUUGCCAACAAUAAUGGAGCCAGGAGGAAAACAGUCUCUAAUGAUGAAAGUCAGUUUAAAACAGAUGCAUCUAAUAACAGGUUGAAAAAGCAAGGGAAAAAGUAUAAUGAAAAUGUAGAGGGGUCUCGGACACAAAAAGACUGGGGUUCUUUAGUAGAUGAAGCAGAGGAUGAAGAGAAUGAAGAAAUGCAAUCAAAAAAGAACAAACACAGAGGGCAUGUCACAUUUACCAAUGAUGAACCUCAGGUAAAGGUAAUUGAGAGAAAUAAAAGAAGUCCUGUUAGGCAGAGACAGCCACACCCGCAGCACCAACAUCAAAACAGACAUGGAAGGCUUAGACAGGACAGCCAGUCUUCAACCAGUUCUUGGGAUGAAGAUGAAUCCAACCCAGCAAGGACUGCAAGGGGCGGGGGCAUUAUCCACCUUCCCUUCCCAGGUAGUCAGCCACAGGCUUCAGAGCCAAACUACCCACAUCCACAACAGCGAGGGUACAUGCACAACAGAGGGCGAGGUGGCGGGAGGGGCAGAGGGCAGAGACAACUUUUUGAUCCUAAGAAUCCUAACAAGCCAAUUGUAAUAGAGCAGUCUCAGCCACAGCUUCACUUUCAUGAUCCCAAUGAGCCCUACUCCCCAGAGCCGCCCAGGGGAGGCUAUGGUGAUAUCAGACAGGUGCAGUACCCAGAAGGGUACCCCAGGGAGGUGGGGUUCCCAUACCCACCAUACCCACCUAUGGCAUAUUUUGACAGUGGAACUUAUCAUGAUGAUACUUAUUCAAGGGAUCCCUAUUAUCACAGUGGUUAUGAACAAGAGAUGAUGCUGUCUGGUAGAUCCAGGUCAGCUAACAGGAUGGCUGCAGAACAAAUGCUGAGUCAAGCCAUACCACUGGAUGGUCAGCUGGGAAACAUUCUGUCUAGGAGACUAAAUGCUGAGGGUGUGGAGAGAAUGAACCAAAUGAGACGUGAACUGCAGAGAUUAUAUGAGCAGGUAAUCCUGCUAGACCCAGAUCUAUCUAAUAGACACAAUGUUGAGCAGAACUUGUGGAAAGCUGUCUAUUAUCAUGCUAUAGAAAUGUUCAGAAAGCUGCUACAAGAAGAAGACCAGGAUGGCAGAGUAAAGCAGAAUCUCAUGGAUGUUUUGGAAGAGGGGUUAAAUUUUUACAAUGACCUCUUACAAAAGCUGCAGACAACAUUCAACUUCAAUCUGUCCAUCUUCUUAGACAGUAGCCAUCUUCCUCCUGAAAAUUUGUCUCGUCAUGUUAAGCUGGCUUUACUGAGCGCACAGAGGUGCAUGAUUUUCCUUGGGGACAUACACAGAUACAAGGAGCAAUCAAAUGAUGCUCACAACUUUGGAAGGGCCAGGAGCUGGUAUAUGAAAGCUCAACAUCUUGCUCCAAAAAAUGGAAGGCCAUACAAUCAAUUAGCAAUCUUGGCUCUUUACACAAGAAGAAAACUAGAUGCAGUAUACUACUACAUGAGAAGCCUGGCAGCCAGCAAUCCCUUCCUCACUGCGAGAGAAAGUCUCAUGUCUCUUUUUGAUGAAGCAAGGAAAAAGGCAGAAGUCACUGAAAAGAAAAAGCAAGCAGAGAAGGAAAGACUGCAGAGGAAGAGACAGCGAGAGAGACUGCAUAAUCAGGAGGAGGGUCACAGGGUUGAGAUCUGGAUUGCUCCGGAUGGGACCAGUUCUGAGGACAUGAUAGAUGAUGAGGCUGACAAUCUUCACCAGCUGUCUGCCAUUGAGUUGAACAAACGAUUCUCUCUGAGUUUCUUAAUUUGCCAUGGAAAGUUAUUUACUAAAAUUGGCAUGGAGACAUUUCCAGAAGCAGCAUCUCAAAUGCUGCAGGAAUUUGAGGUGUUACUGCAGCACAGCCCUGUCCCAGUGGGAGACAGCAGACUUCUACAGCUUAUUGUGAUCAACAUGUUUGCUGUAGACAGCACUUCACUCAAAUCAACAACAGUUGAAAAUGAGUGCAGGUCGCUGCUACAGGAACAAGCCAUCCAGCUUGGCUUGGACAUGUUUGGACUGCUGUUGGAGAGGUGUGUCCAGCUGUAUAGGGAUCACCUUUCAGAGUCCACAAGCCCAGAAGAUCUCAUGAAUGAAGACUUGCACCAUUUGCUGCCCAGUGUUAAAGUGUGGUCUGACUGGAUGGUGUGUCAUUCUGCCUUGUGGAACCCUCCUCCAAACCAGAAGGAUCCAACUCUGGGUCCAGAGAUAGAUGUAUGGCAGUCCUUGGCAGAGUUGUGUAACAUUCUCAAUAAUCUUGAUAUCUCCCAUAUCAGCUUAUACAGGGAGAAAAUGGAAGAGCUUGAACCAGUUAUCUUGGAAGAAGAUGUAAUGCUAGCUGGUUUUGUGCCUUUGUUGAGUCUCCCUGAUGACAGGGCAUAUGUGCACAAAGAUGAAGACAGGGAAUCUGCAAAGGACUGCUGUAGAAUAGAGAAACUGAAGCUGUUUGGUGAAUAUCUCUGUGGUAUAGAGCCUCCCAUGUUGAUGUAUGAUGUGCAGACAAAGAAGUACAAGUCUGUGGCACCGAAACUCAUUUGUGAAAAUAAACAAGAUAAAGAACAGGAAAAUUUAUCGGAGGAUGAUGAUGUAAUUGUUGAGAGUGAAGAGGAGGAAGAGGUUUGCAGUGAUGAUGAGGAGCAUGUGAAGCAGCUCAAACAAAAGAAGUCGGAACUUAAAAAGAAAAUGGAACAACAGCAGAAGCAGGAAGAAAACAUUCAGUUUCAUUGGCCUAAGACAUCCUGGCCUAUCUGGUAUAUGAAAGCUCAACAUCUUGCUCCAAAAAAUGGAAGGCCAUACAAUCAAUUAGCAAUCUUGGCUCUUUACACAAGAAGAAAACUAGAUGCGGUAUACUACUACAUGAGGAGCCUGGCAGCCAGCAAUCCCUUCCUCACUGCGAGAGAAAGUCUCAUGUCUCUUUUUGAUGAGGCAAGAAAAAAGGCAGAAGUUACUGAAAAGAAAAAGCAAGCAGAGAAGGAAAGGCUGCAGAGGAAGAGACAGCGAGAGAGGCUGCAUAAUCAGGAGGAGGGUCACAGGGUUGAGAUCUGGAUUGCUCCGGAUGGGACCAGUUCUGAGGACAUGAUAGAUGAUGAGGCUGACAAUCUUCACCAGCUGUCUGCCAUUGAGUUGAACAAACGAUUCUCUCUGAGUUUCUUAAUUUGCCAUGGAAAGUUAUUUACUAAAAUUGGCAUGGAGACAUUUCCAGAAGCAGCAUCUCAAAUGCUGCAGGAGUUUGAGGUGUUAUUGCAGCACAGCCCUGUACCAGUGGGAGACAGCAGACUUCUACAGCUUAUUGUGAUCAACAUGUUUGCUGUAGACAGCACUUCACUCAAAUCCACAACAGUUGAAAAUGAGUGCAGGUCGCUGUUACAGGAACAAGCCAUCCAGCUUGGCUUGGACAUGUUUGGACUGCUGUUGGAGAGGUGUGUCCAGCUGUAUAGGGAUCACCUUUCAGAGUCCACAAGCUCAGAAGAUCUCAUGAAUGAAGACUUGCACCAUUUGCUGCCCAGUGUUAAAGUGUGGUCUGACUGGAUGGUGUGUCACUCUGCCUUGUGGAACCCUCCUCCAAACCAGAAGGAUCCAACUCUGGGUCCAGAGAUAGAUGUAUGGCAGUCCUUGGCAGAGUUGUGUAACAUUCUCAAUAAUCUUGAUAUCUCCCAUAUCAGCUUAUACAGGGAGAAAAUGGAAGAGCUUGAACCAGUUAUCUUGGAAGAGGAUGUGAUGCUAGCUGGUUUUGUGCCUUUGUUGAGUCUCCCUGAUGACAGGGCAUAUGUGCACAAAGAUGAAGACAGGGAAUCUGCAAAGGACUGCUGUAGAAUAGAGAAACUGAAGCUGUUUGGUGAAUAUCUCUGUGGUAUAGAGCCUCCCAUGUUGAUGUAUGAUGUGCAGACAAAGAAGUACAAGUCUGUGGCACCGAAACUCAUUUGUGAAAAUAAACAAGAUAAAGAACAGGAAAAUUUAUCGGAGGAUGAUGAUGUAAUUGUUGAGAGUGAAGAGGAGGAAGAGGUUUGCAGUGAUGAUGAGGAGCAUGUGAAGCAGCUCAAACAAAAGAAGUCGGAACUUAAAAAGAAAAUGGAACAACAGCAGAAGCAGGAAGAAAACAUUCAGGCUAUUUUUGAGAAAGAAAGUCGUUCAAUUGAACUUGAGGUGCGGCCUCUUUUCCUUAUCCCAGACACCAACUGUUUUAUUGAUCAUCUGAAGACCAUUAAGACCAUAUUAGAAGGAAAGAAGUACACCAUAGUUGUGCCCUUAGUUGUAAUGAAUGAAUUAGAUGGCCUGUCCAAAGGAGAUAAAUCCAGUGCAUUUGAGAGUGUUGACCAUGCAGGUUCUUUAGAGUCCUGUGCCAAGGGAGCUGUAGCCUACCUCGAGGAAGAGUUUGAGAACAGAAAUUCACAUCUUAAAGCUCUCACUUCCAAAGGAACUGUGAUGGAAACAAUAUCAUAUCGUAGUGAAGAGACAUCUCAUAUUGGCAACAAUGAUGACCUUAUUCUUUCUUGUUGUCUGCAUUAUUGCCAGGAUAAAGCCAGAGAUUUUAUGCCCAGGGAGAGAAAUACACCAGUGCGUCUUUACAGAGAAGUUGUCCUCUUAACUGAUGAUAGAAACCUGAGACUUAAAGCACACACAAGGAAUGUUCCUGUUAAGGAUGUGGUUUCCUUUGCCAAGUGGGCAAGAAUUACCUGAAGUCCUUUACAAGACCUCAAAAGGAAAUCAUUGGGAUAUACCAGAGAUGUGUUCACCUUCCUCUGCUUUGGCUUUGGAGUUUGUUGCCUCAGCAACAUGGAAGAGAAACAGAACAGGCUUGCAUAGGUCGGGUUGACCUGCCAUUUGUGGAAUGGCCAUGGUUUUUGCCACAGAUUGUGCAUCUUUUCAAACUGUCAGGGAUUGUAUCCAAUACACCUCAAGUUUAUUGAAUUUUUUCCUCUUAGGCUACCUUUCAUGUGUUGUUCUUUCUUUCAACCUGCACUUAAAAAAAUUUUGAUAUGGCAUCGUAUUUAUAUGAGAUAUUUCCUUACAAUUUAGUUAUUUGAAGGAGAUAAAUUGGAAUGUUUUGAAGGGAAGCUAAUCAGUAUCCUAAAGUUAUGAUACACAGUCUAUUUUGAAGCUAUACAUUUCUGUGCUUGUUAUGAAGCUCCCUAUGUUAGAUAACUUUCUAACUAAAAUUAGGACAAAAGUUUUAAUGGCCUCAGUUGAUGUUUAAGUACACUGCUCUAGUGGCAGUCUAAUUUCACAACAGAAUAUUUAUGAAAAUCUAUGCUAAUGUAUUUUAUCCAGAGAUCUCAAUAUUUUCCACACUUUGGGCAUAUAUCAUCAGUAUGUAGACAAUCAAGGUAACUGAAAUUGCUUUUAGUUUUAAAAUUUUAUUUAACCAGUUUGCUUCCUCUACAUUAUGGUAUUAUCCAUUUGUUGAGUUUUGAAUUAAUUGCUUAUUGAAGCUUAUUAUUGUUAGUUUUAUAUUGUCAUUCUGGGAAAGGAUUCACUUCUUGUUUAAGUUUGUACUUAUUUCAAUAUUGUGACAAAUGGGUUGUUUUUUAUGGUUUAUUUAAUUUUAAAUAAAGCAGGCAUUUCUAACAAAUAGCAAAAACAUAAUAUUUGUUUUAUUUGAAAAUUUAAUAUAACAUUACGACUUCAA
This is a messenger RNA of Lingula anatina, 6820 nucleotides long. RefSeq names its product telomerase-binding protein EST1A. Lineage: Eukaryota; Metazoa; Brachiopoda; Lingulata; Lingulida; Lingulidae. The record is from RefSeq and is a predicted model, not a curated record. Gene Ontology annotation, cellular component: telomerase holoenzyme complex. Gene Ontology annotation, molecular function: telomerase RNA binding; telomeric repeat DNA binding; protein binding. Gene Ontology annotation, biological process: nuclear-transcribed mRNA catabolic process, nonsense-mediated decay.